AUGCGUCGGCUUAUGUCCCAACCAGACACACAGAAGUUUCACGUGUUGGCGCGCACCAGCGAGGACUUUGAAAUUUUCCAAGUCCUCGAGCCAAGCGCCUUCCCGAGCCCCGUAUGCUGUACCUCCACGCCCGGGUUCCGUCACCAGCUGCUGCGCACUCUCGGCCAGCCCGACGAGCGGGACAUGGCAUCCAUGCUACGGUACUUUGAAAUCAUUGCCGACGUCAAGAACACGGGUAUUCCCCUGACAAGUGCCGAGUGGAACUGUGCCAUUGCGUUUGCUAGCAAAUACGUGGGCACCGUGACCGAAACCGAGGUCGAGGCUGCCCUCAAGCUUUGGCGCGAGAUGGAGGUCGACGCCGGCAUCAAGGCCACCAACGUGACCUUCAAUAUCCUCUUUGACGUCGCCUGCAAGGCUGGUAAUUUUACUCUGGCCGAGAUGAUUUACCGCGAGAUGGAGUCCCGGGGUCACUACUACAACCGCUACCACUACACCAGUCUCAUCCACUUCUUCGGCCUCAAGAACGAGACCAGCGGCAUGCGCGCCGCCUACCGGGAGAUGGUCAACGCCGGCGAGAUGAUCGACACCGUUGUUCUCAACGCCAUGAUCGGGGGCCUGCUGCGGUCGGGGGAGGAAGGCCCCGCCGAGCAGCUCUACGAGCGCAUGAAGGCGGCCACCCUAGAGAAAGAGACCGACGGCAGCAACAUCCCUGUGCGUACAGUCCCAUCCGACCGCGCCAUCACCCAAGCCCUCGUCAUGUUCGCCAAGAUCGGCCGGCGCAGCCCCUCUUCCCGCGCCGCUCUGCAGGGCAUGACCCUCCUCUCCCCGGACCUGCAGACCUACCGCAUCUUGGUCAACCACUACGGCGUGAAGUGCGGCGACCUCGCCAAGGCGGCCGCCUUCAUCGACGAGAUGAAGUUCUUCAAGAUCCCGCUGCACCACGCCAUCUUCCUGGCGCUGUUCAAGGGCUUCGCCCACCACGGCGGCUACCAGCGCUCCGCCUGGAGCGAGCGCCGCCUGACCGGCAUCUGGAACGCCCUGCUCGACGCCGUCGACUCGGGCGCCGCGGGGCUCGAGAUCAAGACGUGGCUGGCCAUGUGGGCCUUGCGGGCCUUCGCGCGGUGCUCGACCAGGCAGAGGACGCUGGCCGUGUAUGAUGCGCUCAAGGCGCGCUGGAGCUUGAAUGAGGCCGAAGAGCAGUUCAUGAUUGAUUUUUUGAGUAACCUUGUCAAUAAAUAG
Chaetomium globosum CBS 148.51 is the source of this 1239-nucleotide messenger RNA. RefSeq lists its product as uncharacterized. Gene Ontology annotation, molecular function: protein binding. The record is from RefSeq and is a predicted model, not a curated record. Bases 1 to 1239 code for a protein of 412 amino acids. The transcript has 2 exons. NCBI's taxonomy places the organism in Eukaryota, Fungi, Ascomycota, Sordariomycetes, Sordariales, Chaetomiaceae.